AUGAUAAACAAGGAGGAUGAGAUUUUUGUCCCUGACCAAAGAAGUACUGAGAUAAGGAGCACCAGAGUAGAAGACGAUCUUCAAAAAGGUGAUCUGGAGAAGCCGCUACCUCAUAUGGCUGAUCCAUUUUUCCUAGACCCAGAGCCAGAGGUGGAGAGUGAAGAGAUUAGGAAAGAAACUGGAGAACCCUCAGCUGGAGGUUCCGUGGGAACAUUGAAACGCAUGAAGCUGUUUCCUUACCGAGGGGAGGCUAAGAAGAAGAAGGAUGAUACCGAAGACUUUAUGGAGAUUUUUGGCAAACUGGAGAUAAACUUGCCGUUUCUGCAGGCUCUGAAAUUUCCUACUUUUAGCAAGUUCAUCAAGGAAUUCAUUGCUGGGAAAACCAAACCUGAUGGGAAGAUAGUGAUAGGAGAAAACGUGUCAGCUGUGAUACAAAAGAGAAGAAUGCCUUCAAAAUGCACAGGCCCAGGUAUGUUCACCAUACCUAUUUCCUUGGGUGACAUAAAGAUUGAACAUGUUGUGUGUGAUCUAGGUGCAUCAAUAAAUGUUUUACCGCUUUCAAUAUAUAAGAAGUUAAUAGGGGUUAGUCUGGUUGACACGAAGGUGGUAAUUCAACUGGCUGAUGGAACAUGCAUUUCCCCCAAAGGUGUACUGAAAAAUGUAAUAGUCAAAGUGCACGAUUUCCUGUAUCCUGCUGAUUUUCAUGUGAUAAAAAUGAGUGAUAAUGAAUCUGCUGAGUCUAGCGGCGUGCUUUUAGGUAGACCGUUUUUAUGCACCGCUAAGACUAUAAUUGAUGUGUUUGAUGGAACCAGAUGCCUGGAUUAUCAUGGGAAGAAAUACACAUUUAGGAUUGAUGAAGCUAUGAAAAAACCAUUGGAUGUUGAAAAUUUGCAUGCUAUCGAGGUUAUUAACCCCCUGGUCCAGGAAUAUCUUGAGACUGAGUUAAUGCAGGAACAGAUUGACAAUUCAGAAAUAAGCCACUCUAUUGAUAAGGAGGUAGUGGGUUGGUGUGAAGCAAUGCACACAAAAGAGUUGACAGACGAGGAGCUAGCCAAUGCUAUUUCGGAGUUUUGUAAGGAUCUGAAAUUAGCCAAUUCAAGGGGAUCAACCCAUGUGGCUAGUAUGGAAGAUUCUUCUAGGUCAGGGAAGGAAUUGAUAUCUAAUGCGACAGAGAAAAAUCCCUUGACCCAGGAAGAGAGUAUACCCAAGAAAGAAUUGAAAACGUUUCCGCCAGGUCUAAAGUAUGCAUAUCUAGAGGAGAAUGAGACAUAUCCAGUCAUCGUCAAUAGCAACUUGACCAAGGAACAAGAAAAGGAAGUACUGGAGGUGAUCAGAAGGAACAAGAAAGCUAAUGAUGGACUCUCUCAGACCUAG
Messenger RNA from Salvia hispanica, 1374 nucleotides. The record is from RefSeq and is a predicted model, not a curated record. Lineage: Eukaryota; Viridiplantae; Streptophyta; Magnoliopsida; Lamiales; Lamiaceae.